GCAAGCGCUCAAGCUAUGCAUCGGAAGUACAGCCCCAACCGGUUGUUGCCGGUUCGUUUUCCGACUAUUCUUCCGGCGUCCACGAGGUCUUCUUUCCUUCGAACCAUGCUCAUCUGUGCACUACUCCUUGCCCUCCUCGCUGCGCUCAGUACUGCCAACUCCCAAUGUGAAUCUGCACGGUACAGGUCUCUUCCCCGUGUCUUUGUCCUCACCGAUAUCAGCAAUGAACCAGAUGAUCAAAUGAGUCUCGUCCGUUUCCUCACUCAUGCCAAUGAGCUUGAUAUCCAAGGCAUUGCAGCAGUUACCUCCACUUGGCUCAAUCACACCACAGACCUCCCUACCAUCCACAAGGUCAUCUCUGCCUAUGGGUCCGUCGUCGACAAUCUCGACGCUAAUGUCCCUGCCGACCACCCUUUUCCUUCUGCCGAUUCUCUUCUCGCAAAAACCUUCACUGGACAACCGGUCUACGGCUUAGACGCUCUCAACGCGCAGUCCCCAAGUAACGCCUCUCUUGCCCUCAUCAAAGCCACCGACGCCUCUACCAGGCCCCUCUGGGUUCUUGCAUGGGGGGGUGCCAAUGUCCUUGCCGAAUCCCUCAACAUCGUCAAGCAAGAGCGUGAUCCCGAUGCUCUUGCAGACUUUGUCCAAAAACUGCGUGUGUAUACCAUCUCAGACCAAGAUGACACCGGCCCAUGGAUCCGAUGGAACUUUCCCACUCUCUUCUACAUCGUUUCCAUUCACGGCUUCAGCGAGUACUCGAUUCCCACUUGGAUAGGUAUCUCCGGAGAACUACUUCGCCCUUUUGACAAAGGUGGCCCGGACACCUCCCUUAUCACCAACGAAUGGCUACAAGACCACAUCCGUAUCGGCGCACUGGGAUCAGAAUACCUAAACUGGACCUUCCAAAUGGAAGGUGACACACCCUCCUUCCUAUCCAUUCUCCCCAAUGGCCUUAAUGCUCCUGGUCAUCCUGAAUGGGGUAGCUGGGGCGGGCGCUACAUCCUUGCAGACAGUUCCGGAAGAACCUCGACGUACAGCGAUGCGUCCGACUUUGUCAUCGGUUUGAACGGAGACACUUUUUUCAGCCGCUAUGCGUCUAUAUGGCGAUGGCGGAGAGCGUUCCAAUUCGACUUUGCCGGUCGGAUGCAGUGGACUGUAAACGGGGACUUUUCGCAGGUUAAUCAUCAUCCGAUUGUGAUUGUGAACGAGACGUGUAGUUUUGAUGCGAUGGAGAUAUCGUAUAAGCCUGGGGAGUCGGUUGUUUUGGACGCAUCCGCUUCGUAUGAUCCAGAUGGUGAUCGAUUGUCCUUUGAUUGGUUCCACUACAGGGAGGUCGUGCAGCGAUUGGAGGGGGACAUUCCACGCGUCUCGCCCGAUGCCACGUUUACUGAAUUGAAUGAUGCUGGAAGUAUCGUGAAGGUUACGCCCAACAACAAGAUCAGCAUGCACAUCAUUCUAACUGUCGAGGACGUUCGAACUCCUGUGAAUCUUACAACCUAUAAACGCGUUAUUUUGAACCCUAACGAGUAGACUUUUUUUUAAAAACCCCGGCCCGACUUCGCCGAUCGCAUAAAUAACCGUUGCGGAUACUAAAUUCCAUCUCUUGCCAACUUCCGCAAUAGCAACUGUGAGCAUCCGGUGGGAAACUUCAGAUGACCCCUGGAUAAGCCAACUGCGAGGAGUCGGAGGAUUUGACAUACCUUUUCACGUUUCCGGCUUCCGAAGCUGAGGUCAAUCACUGGUUCCUUGAAGCUUACUGUAACUCACCCAGAAACUCCGGAAACCCCGCUUUCUCAAGGUGGGAAAGGGGACUUUUCACAUCUCACGCAAAAAUGGGUCUGCUCCGUUUACAUAAAACGACUCCCACAUCUCUUAUCGAUAUCUUUCUUCGUUUGUUCUUCGU
Marasmius oreades (fairy-ring Marasmius) is the source of this 1903-nucleotide messenger RNA. RefSeq lists its product as uncharacterized. Gene Ontology annotation, molecular function: hydrolase activity, hydrolyzing N-glycosyl compounds. The transcript is spliced from 3 exons. The record is from RefSeq and is a predicted model, not a curated record. The coding region runs from base 16 to 1530 and encodes 504 amino acids. NCBI's taxonomy places the organism in Eukaryota, Fungi, Basidiomycota, Agaricomycetes, Agaricales, Marasmiaceae.